Molecule: messenger RNA, 2419 nt
Organism: Parasteatoda tepidariorum (common house spider)
Lineage: Eukaryota; Metazoa; Arthropoda; Arachnida; Araneae; Theridiidae
Product: hephaestin-like protein
Biological process (GO): iron ion transport
Cellular component (GO): plasma membrane
Molecular function (GO): copper ion binding; oxidoreductase activity
Source: RefSeq, a predicted model, not a curated record
GGAUGAUAUCAAUCUAUUUCCAGCAAAAUUCACAACCAGUUACAUGGUAGCAAGACGAGUUGGUGUUUGGCCUAUUCGCUGUGAGGUUGGAUCCCACGCGCAUUCUGGCAUGGAAACAUUCUUUCGAGUUCGGCAAUGUGAGAAUUCUAAACCUGAUGAACAAACGACAGUUAAAGGAAAGUUUAGAGAAAUAUACAUUGCAGCUGAAGAAGUUGAAUGGAAUUAUGCCCCAACAGGUUUUAAUUUUUUAAGUGGCACAAACCUCACAGAUGAUGCGUAUUCUGAACCAUAUUUUGUGAAAGGCCCACACAGAAUUGGCGGAAUAUACAGAAAAGCUGUUUAUCGAGAAUACACUGAUGCUACUUUUAAGACACCAAAAGUGAGAGGACCGGAUGAUAUUCAUUUAGCUAUUAUGGGACCUACAAUUAGAGGAGAGAUUGGGGAUAUCAUCAAAGUGACAUUUAAGAACUUGGCGUCCUGGCCGUAUUCCAUUGAAACGCAUGGGGCAUACUACUUACCAAAUGGAGAAGUGAAGACAAACGAGACAAAAGUGUCCUACUGGACUCUUUUGCAACAAUAUGGUCCAACAAGUAUGGAUCCAGAUUGCUUACCUUGGAGAUACUUUUCUGAUGUAGAUUUCAGGAGAGACGGUUAUGAUGGUUUGAAUGGAAUUUUACUUGUCUGUAGAAAAGGUAUUCUUAACGAAGAAGGCAAACAGAAGAACUUCGAUCGAGAAUUCUCGCUACUUUUUUCUGCUGUGGAUGAAAAUGUUGCUCACUAUAUUGACGACAAUGUCUUGGCAUAUACGAGUGAUCCAUAUGGUGUUGAUUUUUAUGACAAUGAUUUUAGGAUUGCCAAUAGAAGAUACGCUAUUAAUGGACGUAUGUACGGAAACUUGGAAGGACUAUCGAUGUGUAAAGGAGAUCGCGUGGUGUGGAACAUCCUUUGUGUUGGUAGAUCCAUUGAUCUGCAUACAGCAUAUUUCCAUGGCAACAAUUUCCUCCAUCGGGGCAUCUAUAGAGAUACGGUGACUGUAGUGCCGAGUAUCUUAUAUGCAAUAACAAUGACAGUGGAAAAUGAAGGUGACUGGAUUAUAGAAUGCAGAACAAACAGCCAUCUUACUGGAGGAAUGAGAGCUUUGUACAGAGUUGCUGAAUGCCUAACUGGCAAUCGCCAGAAACGUCAGAUUAGUGACAGCAGCAUCAAUGAAAUCGCAAGUCGAGUGGAAUAUUAUGAUGAAAAUUCUAAAGAAGAGAAACAAUACGAGAAGGAGACAAUGAAGAAACCUUUACCGGAAUUUAAAAUGAAAGCAACACCAAUGCGUGAUGGCAAAAUUCGAGAAUAUUUUGUCGCAGCUCUUGAGGAAGAAUGGGAGUAUGCUCCCAAAGACAGACAUUUAAUUCUGGGAGGUAGCUUAAUGGAUAGCGAAGAAAGUAAAAGGUUCGUGGAACGUGGCGACAACCGUAUUGGAACCCGAUAUAAGAAAGCUCUUUUUAGAGAAUUCACUGACGGAACCUUUACCAAAAGAAAAUGGGAAACUCCAAAAACAAUUCACCUAGGAGUUCUAGGUCCGAUGAUAAAAGCUGAAGUAGGCGAUCUCUUACGAGUUACGUUUCGGAAUAUGGCAUCAAGACCUUAUUCGUUUCAUCCACAUGGACUCCUAAACCACCAAGACAAAAAUCACAUGAAUCUAGGAGCUGAUGAGGAUCCAGUUUACCCAGGAGAUGUUAUGGUUUACGAAUGGGUUGUACCGAAAAUGGCUGGCCCUGGUCCCAAUGGAUUCAACUGCACUUCAUGGGCUUAUUAUUCAGCUGUUGAUCCAGUAAAAGACACAAAUGCUGGGCUCAUUGGCCCUCUAGUCAUUUGUCGUCAUGGAAUUUUAAACGAAAAUGGAGACAGGACAGAUGCAGAACAAGAAUUCGUUGUGCUAUACACUAUUCUAGAUGAAAAUGACAGUUGGUACAUUCAAGAAAAUGUCAUGAGAUACACUAGGCAACCCUAUUCAGUGGAUUUUAAUGAUGCUGAUUUUAAAGCCAGCAAUAGAAUGCACGCUGUAAACGGACGAAUAUUUGGUACUCUGGAAGGACUAGUGUCUCGAAACGGUACUAAGACAGCUUGGUACCUCCUGGGAAUGGGAAGUGAACAGGAUCUUCAUACUGCUCAUUUCCAUGGUCAGACGUUUCUCAUUCGCUCGGACACUGUCCGGCGUGGAGACGUUGUUGAUUUGUUCCCCGGUUAUUUCGAGACUGUAGAGAUGAUGAAUGAUAAUCCGGGUACCUGGAUCUUACACUGUCAUGUUGAUGACCACAUGAGUUAUGGGAUGGCUGUCACUUUCUCAGUUGUUCCAUGAGAUUCAUUUUGUUUCCACAUGAAUGUUAUUGAUAAAUUAUGGAGAGUUUGUAAAUUAUGAAUAAAAGGA